Molecule: messenger RNA, 2236 nt
Organism: Misgurnus anguillicaudatus (oriental weatherfish)
Lineage: Eukaryota; Metazoa; Chordata; Actinopteri; Cypriniformes; Cobitidae
Gene: spint2
Product: serine peptidase inhibitor, Kunitz type, 2
Molecular function (GO): serine-type endopeptidase inhibitor activity
Source: RefSeq, a predicted model, not a curated record
AACUUAAGAGGAAGUUGUUUGCAGCAUUAUUUCCCAGUACUGAGUAACACCUGCCGCGUUCGUAUUCUUAGAAGUUUAAUAGGUGUUGUCAAUAUUUCGCUGUUUUAACUAAAGCUGUGUAACAGACCGUCGGUAAUAAUCGAGUACAGCUGAGAGUAUACAUAUAUUCGUGGACAGAAAUUGUGAGAAUGGCACAGGUGUGGUUUACAGCCUGCGUCGUUGGGUUUCUUUGUUGUUUUUCGCUUCUGAAUGCGUGUACAUGGGACUCAAACAUCGAUCUGGAGCAAGGUCUGGACAUCAGAUCGUUUGACAAUGGCGCAGCUUACCUGGCUUACCUGCCGGAGGUCUCCGAUGCGGAAGAGUGUAUGCAGGCUUGUUGUGAUAGAAUCGACUGCCAGCUCGCUCUUAUCGGGACUCCAGCGGGCGGAAAACCAGAGUGUCGCCUGGUAAACUGCGUUAAAGACGGCAACGACGUCUGCGUCCUGACGCCCAGCACUCAAUUCAAGGUUUACCGAAAGACCGCCGAUACUGACGCGCAGGGCCAAAACGAGGCUGAUGUUCGCACUGCGUUCACAACAGAGGACUGUCGUCUCACAAGUGUGGUGGGAAACUGCCGUGCCUCCUUCCCACGUUACUAUUAUGACGUCACCAAUCAGACCUGCAAACCGUUCAUCUAUGGUGGAUGUGGGGGAAACAAUAAUAACUUUGAUACCCAGGAGGCUUGCCAGACGGCUUGCAAUGGAGUGACAGGUACUGUGCUCAGUGACUCUCAUGCUGUGUCUCAACGCAGCAGAAUGUCCGCCCCUGAAGAUAUGAAUGCUGAUGAGCCCAAGGCUCUUCCUGAGAUGACGUACGAGGACUUUCAAGAGAAAUGUCUGGCCGUUGCGAAGACCGGGUACUGCAGAGCCUCCAUCAGGCGCUACUUCUACAACAAUGGCACCUGUGAACCAUUUACCUAUGGAGGCUGCAGGGGCAACAUGAACAACUAUGAAACAGAGGAGGAGUGCAUGACAACCUGCACAGUGAAGAUCAUUUCCAGAAAUGAGAUGCCACUUGUCACUCCCAGUGCCCCUAACAGCUACCAAGAAGCCUGUCUCGCACCAUCUGACUCCGGUCCAUGCCGUGCAGCCUUCUCUAGGUUUUACUUUGAGCCUAGCACCCAUUCCUGUCAGCCCUUCCUGUACGGAGGCUGCCAGGGCAACCAAAAUCGCUACAACACUGAGGAAGAGUGCAUGUCAGCUUGUACUGGGAAUGAUGGGCGAUUUGAUGGGCAUGGACAUGGCCAUGGACGUGGUCGUUGGUCUCCAGCCUUCUUCCUAGUGGCCACCCUGGCCAUCAUGUCUGCCCUCCUGCUGGUGGGUUUGGUCCUGAUCGCAGUGCGUAGGAACAACAGAAGAUUCCAGAGGUUGGAUGAUAAGGAGGAGUUACUGCCAUCAGAGGAGUGGUCUGUUGACCAGUCAUCCAAAACGGUGUCAACCUAAAGAUGAUCUGAGCUGCUUUAUUGAAUAGUACUAAUAUCCAUCUAAUGACACUCCAAGUCAGCCUUAAAACUAAUGGGAAUUUAACUAAAGCAGGAUAUGUUGCACUAACUUUGGGUGAAUUGGUUUGAAAAAACAAAAACUUCUCUGUUACCUUCUUUUUCACCUCAAAUACUUCUUAUGAUUAGAAUCAUAUAGAGUUUAAGUAAACACUGUCAGAAGUCUAUUUAAUGUGAAACAGCUUUUUAUAUUGAAACCUAAAUGAAUAAUGAAGGGUUUUUCCUUAAGCAUUUUCAUGAAUGUAAACAUAUCUACAUGUCAGGUAUAAUUUUAGCUAUAAAUGUAAUGUUUUAUGGGCUUAUAAUCCUCAUGCCUCAUUUUAAGUACAUCAGUCUUCAACAGGCCAUGAGAGAUAAUGACACAAAAUGAAUUAAGUCAAAACAAUAAUUUUUAAUUUGAAUAUCAUUUAAAUGUGGUACAUUUGUAGUAAUCUUAAACUAAGGAUUUUUUCAUACGGUUAAAUAUAUAUAGAGCACCACAGACGUAAAUGAAAUAAAACUAACAAACAAAUUCAGGACAAAUCUCAUGUCCUCCUGAUGUGGCAACUGUAAAGAUUUUUGAUGAUUCUACUGAUAAACUUAUUAAUAUACUGUAACUGUGAUUUAUUCAUAUCAGACUGUCAUUCAGGUUAGAAUGGGACCUGCCAGGAAAAUUUAUUUUAAAAACUUUUAACAAUAAAGAUUUUAAUCUGUUUAAAA